Messenger RNA from Daucus carota subsp. sativus, 1206 nucleotides. RefSeq lists its product as uncharacterized. Lineage: Eukaryota; Viridiplantae; Streptophyta; Magnoliopsida; Apiales; Apiaceae. The coding region runs from base 1 to 1206 and encodes 401 amino acids. The record is from RefSeq and is a predicted model, not a curated record. The transcript has a single exon.
AUGAAAGAGCUGCUGGAAGCCUUAAAGAAGGUGAAGGCCGAUAAAAAAUCGAAAGCCGAGCUUACCGUCAAGUCACCCUUCACCAAAAGGGUUAGGGAGUCACCCCUACCGCGUAUCUACAGGGGGGUUGGCGACGUGCGAUUUAACGGAACCACGGAUCCCGUGGAGUAUCUUAGCCAGUUUGACACUGAAAUAGAGGUCUACCAGAUUCCAGACCUCACAAAAUGUCGCUUAUUGGCUGCCACCCUCAGGGAUGAUGCUCACCACUGGUUCAAGAGGCUUCCUGCUAAUUUUAUCAGCUCUUGGAGGAAAAUGAGUGAGCUGUUUGUGGGACAAUUCCGGGCUUCCGUUACUUAUGCCCCACCUGCCAACACUCUAGCUAAUAUUAAGAAGAAGGAGCACGAAACACUAAGAGAGUAUUUCAAACGCUUCAACUCAGAGGUGCCCCGUGUCAGGCCAACAUCAAAGGAAACCCUAAAAAAUUUUUUGAUAGUAAGGGUAAGGCCUGGAACAGACUUCUGGAAGGAGUUGCAAGGACGGGAGCCCGAAACCCUGGAUGACUUCUUUGCUAGGGCAGAACCCCAUAAGGUGAUCGAGGAAUCUCUAGCCAAGCUUAAGAAGGAGUCGAAGUCUGAAAGCCGUAGUAGCUGGAAAAACAAGAGAGACAGGUCUUACAGCCUAGAUAGGAGGAACACCUAUAAGAGGAACCCCUAUAUAAGGCCUACUGGUGAGAAGUCCUCGAGCCGAGACGGCAAAACCUCAUCCAUUACUGUGAAUACAACCAGCACGCAAGGCUUCGACAAGUCAAGGCUAACGAUGAGGAAGACAAGAGAGGCAAGGUACCAUGAAUACACGCCUCUGACAGCUCCCAUAGAUCAUAUUUUCGAGGUUGGAGACAAGGCGAUACUCUUCCGCGAGCCCUUUCGAAAUGGACCCCCUGGAAAGAAAGACCAGGGGAAAUAUUGUGCUUUCCACGACUUGAAUGGGCAUGACACAGCGGAAUGUGUGCAUCUCAAGGACCACAUAGAAGAUCUCAUUAGAACCGGAUACUUGACAGAGUUUGUAGCCCAAGAGGCUAAAAAGUAUAAAGAAAAGAAAGCUGAAAGGACAAGUAAUCAGGAAGCCAACCGCAACACUCGGGCUGGCAGUGUCCGAAUGAUCAUCGGGGGACCCUUCGUGGGAGGCCAGGGACGCAGUGCUAUGUAG